Messenger RNA from Stylophora pistillata, 1100 nucleotides. RefSeq names its product zinc finger protein 862. Lineage: Eukaryota; Metazoa; Cnidaria; Anthozoa; Scleractinia; Pocilloporidae. The record is from RefSeq and is a predicted model, not a curated record.
UAUGAUAUGGAUGCAUGGAAGCAAGAAAUCCCAGAAGAGGUGAAGGAGAGCCACCUUGAAACAGCAACAGAGUGGUGCCUCAAACGACUGAUCUCGCUCAAGACAUCUUACAGCAUUGUGUUUCCUGCUCUAACAAACAUUGCUGAAGUCUGUUUGUCAAUGGCCGUUUCUAACGCAUGGCCAGAAAGAGGUGGCAGCGCCCUGAAACGUAUCAAGACUCGGCUGAGAAACCGGCUAAGUGUUACCAUGCUUCAAUCUCUUCUAAUGAUCACUAUUAAUGGUCCCAAGGUUGGAACCUCAGAAUGUGAAUCCCUUGUCACAGCCGCAGUAGAGAAGUGGCAAAACCAGAAGAAGAGGCGAAAAAUGCCAAAGAUCAGAGUGUCGUCAACUGUUGCAGCCUCUACCUCCCCACAACUGGCAGAAAAUGAUGUGAUCGAGACAGCUGAUGCCUGUGUGCAAACACACCCGUCCCAGGCUGGUGAUAACAUAGAUGGUGAAUUGGAGGUGCAGAUUGCUAGUGCCGCCCUGAACCUGACUGAUGAUGCUUUGUGCCAAGAAGAAGCAGACUCUGAUUACGAUAGCGAUUGUGACGUCGACGAUGUUGAUGAUGCCUUAUUUUUAUAAAUUACAUGACUUGGUUUUGAUUUUGUUGUAAAGUAUAGUCUGUCAAAUGUAGCGUAAUGAACUCAAACAGUCAAAUUGUUUGUCAUGCUAGCAUAGACAAUGAACUUUGUAAUUUUUGAACUGUACCUUCCCAAAUCAAAUUGUUUGUGAAUCAAAUUGCAAUCAACUUUUAAAACGUGACUAGGCAGUGUGACGUAAAAUAAGACUGAGCUAAAUUUGUCAAAGAACAGCAAGUGGAACUUUUUAAGUGGAUUUUUCACUGAAUUUUACCUUAAUGUACAUCUGAAAAUUCCCCUUGAAAACAUGCUCAAAUUCCAGGAAAUGGACACCUUAGCAACUGUAUAUUUCAAAACUUUUCCGGGGGGCAUGCCCUAGAUAGGGGCGCUGCGCACCCCAGAACGCACGCUACACGUGCUAGCCCUUUACUAACCGGCUACUUUCUUGAGAUCAGACAGCUACUUUAAAUUCUACUGACA